UAGGCAGUUGCUUCCGGCAAGCCCCGGCGGCUGAAAGCCGGGGCUAACUUGUGGGUCGGGGUCGCGCGGUUUACGUCUUCGUCGCCUGCAGGCGACGACUGCCGUGGGGGAGGGUGGGGAAGAGCUGUCAGAGGUGCUGGCCCACGCCGCAGUUCGUUACAGCUUUACCUCAGUUCAAAAUGAACUACAUGCCCGGCACCGCCAGCCUCAUCGAGGACAUAGACAAAAAACACUUGGUCCUGCUUCGAGAUGGAAGGACACUUAUAGGAUUUUUAAGAAGCAUUGAUCAGUUUGCUAACUUAGUGCUUCAUCAGACUGUGGAGCGUAUUCAUGUGGGCAAAAAAUACGGUGAUAUUCCUCGAGGGAUUUUUGUGGUCAGAGGAGAAAAUGUGGUCCUACUAGGAGAAAUAGACUUGGAAAAGGAGAGUGAUACACCUCUGCAACAAGUAUCUAUUGAAGAGAUCCUAGAAGAACAAAGGGUAGAACAGCAAACCAAAUUGGAGGCUGAGAAGCUGAAAGUUCAGGCCCUUAAAGAUCGGGGUCUUUCUAUUCCCCGAGCAGAUACUCUUGAUGAGUAUUAAGCUCUUUGCUCAGAGGUUAUUUCUCUUAGUGAUCAGGGAUUAUGUCACUGACGGAAAGUAACAUCCUGAUCACCUCAUACAUUUAACCAGAGACUGUAAUUUUGAAAGAUUAUUUUUAUUGUUAAUUCUUUCACAUAUGUAAUAUGAAGAAAUCAUGGGAUUUUAUUUUACUUUGUUUAAAUAAGAAAAAUCAUUGUUUAAGGAAACAAUGAAAUGGACUUCUUUCACCACAUGUCCCUGCAGAGCUGGGACACGUAUUGCUUUUCUUUGUAUUGCUUUUCUUCUCCUAGAGUAGAGUUUAUGGGAGACAUUCUGUAUUUCUUUGUAAAUUGUAAAUAAAAUAUGAAUCUCA
Molecule: messenger RNA, 933 nt
Organism: Dipodomys spectabilis (banner-tailed kangaroo rat)
Lineage: Eukaryota; Metazoa; Chordata; Mammalia; Rodentia; Heteromyidae
Gene: Lsm1
Product: LSM1 homolog, mRNA degradation associated
Exons: 4
Coding region: 180-581 (133 amino acids)
Biological process (GO): deadenylation-dependent decapping of nuclear-transcribed mRNA
Cellular component (GO): P-body; Lsm1-7-Pat1 complex
Molecular function (GO): RNA cap binding
Source: RefSeq, a predicted model, not a curated record